Molecule: messenger RNA, 790 nt
Organism: Papaver somniferum (opium poppy)
Lineage: Eukaryota; Viridiplantae; Streptophyta; Magnoliopsida; Ranunculales; Papaveraceae
Product: V-type proton ATPase subunit G1-like
Exons: 4
Coding region: 155-484 (109 amino acids)
Biological process (GO): proton transmembrane transport
Cellular component (GO): vacuolar proton-transporting V-type ATPase complex
Molecular function (GO): proton-transporting ATPase activity, rotational mechanism
Source: RefSeq, a predicted model, not a curated record
GGCAUAUUAGUAAAUUCAGACCAAUAUUAACCUCUAGUCACUCUCCAGCGAUAUAUUGGCGCUCUCUGAAUUCCAGCACAUCACAAUAGUCGCGAUCGUCUCUCUCAGUUGAAUCUCUAGAUCAAUUCCGUUUCAUCAGCAUUUGCAGUACAAAAUGGAAUCUGGCAAACAAGGUGGAAUUCAGCUCUUGUUAGCUGCGGAACAAGAAGCCCAGAGCAUUGUCAAUGCUUCAAAGAAUGACAAAAUGACUAGGAUGAAACAGGCAAAAUUAGAGGCCGAGAAGGAUAUCAGUGAUUUCCGAGCACAAGUGGAAGCUGACUUUCAGAGAAAAGUCGCCGAGACGAGUGGAGACUCGGGUGCUAAUGUGAAUCGACUUGAAGUAGAGACCGAGGAAAAGAUCAAUACCCUUACGUCAGAGUCCUCCCGAAUCUCUACUGAAGUUGUGCAAAUGCUCAUGAGACAUGUGAUGAGCGUGAAGACCUAGAGUUAUGUUUCUCCGUUUCUUGUUGUGGCUCUUUUGGCUUAGCAUCCAUAUGCAGAUUGUUCCUUUUUUCCCUUUCCGUUCGCAGUUAAGCCUGUAACUCCUUGAGGUGAACGUGGUAUAUUGGCUUCCCCAUUUGAAUUGCGUCAAUAUUUCUUUUGAAAUUUGUCAAUUUGGUAAAUGAUGACGUGAGAAAAUAAAUAUGUUCUUUACUUCUUAUGAAUUUCAGAAUUGAUAUUUGUACUUGGUGAAAUGCUUUAUUGUAAACAACUACUUUAAGAAUAACAUUGACAACUUAUGUGCACCCAA